AAAAAAAAUAUAAGAGAUCAACAAUAUCUUGAAAAAAAGGCAAAAAAAAAAGCACAUAGGCCGGGCAAGACCACUUUGAGUGCUUAACAAAUUCAAUCGGUUUGGUCUAUUGUGCCCGCCCUAUGCCAAAAAUAAAAAUAAAAAUAAAAGGCGAUAUCGCUUCAUUUAAUUAAUUUAUUUAUUUCGGAAAGGAACUUUCAAAAUAAAAAAGGGAAGAGUUAUUUUGUAAACUAUAAUUAAAAGUAGCCAUGGAGUUUGCAAAAUACAAAAUUCAAAUCCCCUUUUUCGUCUUUGUAACCAUUUUUGCGAUAAUCUCUACUACACAAGCCAACACCAUUGAAAAUAUUGGAAACAACACUGUUAAACACCACGAACACGAUGAAUGGUUUCAGAGAAAACUUGCUGAAGCCUAUAAUGCUUCAUUAAAAGCCUAUCAUGAUGAUCCAACCGAAGUUGUCGACGAAUUAAAUCGACAUGUCCAUCAGGCAUUUGAAGGAACUAAUAGUACAAGAAGAGGUCUAAGUAGGUAUAAGGGUUCAUGCAAGGCUCAAAACCCAAUUGAUCGUUGUUGGAGGUGCAAGGCCAAUUGGGCUCGAGACCGGAAAAAACUGGCAGAUUGUGUCAAGGGAUUCGGACGUCGUACCACUGGAGGAAAGGAUGGUCCGUAUUAUGUUGUUACGGAUUCUUCCGAUAAUGAUGUGGUGAACCCUAAGCCAGGAACCCUCCGUUUUGGGGUGCUUCAACCCGGACCCUUGUGGAUUAUAUUUGCUGCGGAUAUGAAAAUAGUACUUAAGGGAGAACUAAUAGUGACAAGUGACAAGACAAUCGAUGGUCGUGGGGCACAAGUCCAGAUAGCCGAUGGAGCUGGGAUUACCAUCCAAUUUGCUAACAAUGUCAUAAUUCAUAACAUUAAGAUUCAUGACAUUAAGCCUGCUUUCGGAGGAUUAAUUAGGGAUACUUAUGACCACUUUGGCAUUAGGGGUGCUGAUGAUGGAGAUGGUAUUAACGUCUUCGCCUCGACCAACAUUUGGCUAGACCAUCUUUCUAUGUGGAAUUGUAGAGACGGUCUUAUUGAUAUCGUUAAAGGUUCCACCGCUAUCACCCUUUCUAACAACCACUUCACCCGACACGACCAUGUGUUGUUGUUUGGGGCUAGUGAUACCGAUCCAAAGGACGAGAUUAUGCAAAUAUCCCUAGCCUUCAACCACUUUGGAAAAGGGCUUGUCCAAAGAAUGCCAAGGUGUAGAUUUGGUUUCUUCCAUGUUCUAAACAACGAUUACACACACUGGAUAAUGUAUGCUAUUGGUGGUACUGCACACCCCACCAUCAUCAGUCAAGGCAACCGAUUCAUUGCUCCUCCAGAUCCUACAGCUAAAAUGAUCACGAACAGGAACAACGUUGUGGGAGAAGAGUGGAAAAAUUGGAUAUGGAGAUCAGAGAACGAUGUAUUCUUGAAUGGAGCAUACUUUGUGGAAUCGGGACAUCCCUUGGACGAAAAACGUUUCAAGAAAGAUUUCAUAAAAUCAAAACCAGGAACAUAUGUGAGGAGAUUGACCCGUUUCGCAGGUCAACGCAGAUGCAUUAUUGGCAAGAGCUGCUAGAUGUAUUAUUACUUGUAUUUAUAUGUUUAUUUUGUUUUACAACAUUUUAUUCAAUUCAAAUAAUUUUUUUUCACUUUUUUGGUCUUACAAAAUGUGGCAUUCUAGUCGAAGAAAAAUAAUUAAAAUAAUUUUUUCUA
Messenger RNA from Spinacia oleracea (spinach), 1738 nucleotides. Its product is annotated as pectate lyase-like. NCBI's taxonomy places the organism in Eukaryota, Viridiplantae, Streptophyta, Magnoliopsida, Caryophyllales, Amaranthaceae. The record is from RefSeq and is a predicted model, not a curated record. The transcript is spliced from 4 exons. The coding region runs from base 249 to 1601 and encodes 450 amino acids. Gene Ontology annotation, molecular function: pectate lyase activity.